Messenger RNA from Elgaria multicarinata webbii, 3424 nucleotides. It is a transcript of the gene SLC4A4, whose product is annotated as solute carrier family 4 member 4. NCBI's taxonomy places the organism in Eukaryota, Metazoa, Chordata, Lepidosauria, Squamata, Anguidae. Gene Ontology annotation, biological process: monoatomic anion transport; transmembrane transport; regulation of intracellular pH. The transcript has 26 exons. The coding region runs from base 45 to 3299 and encodes 1084 amino acids. Gene Ontology annotation, cellular component: basolateral plasma membrane; plasma membrane. Gene Ontology annotation, molecular function: solute:inorganic anion antiporter activity; sodium:bicarbonate symporter activity; monoatomic anion transmembrane transporter activity. The record is from RefSeq and is a predicted model, not a curated record.
GCUCAGGCUUCUUUCUUCCCGGGCUGCCCUCGCCGGCCGCUGCGAUGGAGGAGCGGCGCAAAGGCGACCCCAGGAGGAUGGAGGAUGAGGCGGUGUUGGAUAGAGGAGCCUCCUUCCUUAAGCAUGUGUGUGAUGAUGAGGAGGUGGAAGGUCAUCAUACAGUCUACAUUGGAGUUCACGUGCCUAAGAGUUACCGGAGAAGGAGACGUCACAAAAGAAAGCCCAAAGAAAAGAAAGAAAGGGAGAAAAUUUCUGAAAACUCCGACAAAUCUGACGUUGAAAAUGCUGAUGAGACCAGCAGUAGCAUCCUCAAGCCACUCAUCUCCCCCGCCGCUGAACGCAUCCGCUUCAUUUUGGGUGAAGAUGAUGACAGUCCGGCACCACCCCAGCUCUUCACAGAGCUCGACGAACUCCUGGCUGUUGAUGGACAAGAAAUGGAAUGGAAGGAAACGGCAAGGUGGAUAAAGUUUGAAGAAAAAGUGGAACAAGGAGGAGAGAGAUGGAGUAAACCACACGUCGCCACAUUAUCCCUUCACAGCUUGUUUGAGUUGAGGACGUGUAUAGAGAAAGGGUCGAUCAUGUUGGAUAUGGAGGCCUCAUCGCUCCCUCAAGUUGUAGAGAUGGUUGUGGACAACCAGAUUGAGACGGGGCUACUGAAGCAAGACAUGAAGGACAAGGUCACCUAUACGCUGCUCAGGAAGCAUCGGCACCAGACCAAAAAAUCCAACCUGCGCUCAUUGGCCGACAUCGGGAAGACUGUCUCCAGUGCAAGUAGGAUGUUUACCAACCCCGAUAAUGGCAGCCCAGCCAUGACGCAUAGAAACUUGACUUCCUCCAGUUUGAAUGACAUCUCUGACAAGCCUGACAAAGAGCAGCUGAAGAACAAGUUCAUGAAGAAGUUGCCUCGAGACGCCGAGGCCUCCAACGUUCUGGUCGGAGAAGUAGACUUCUUGGAAGUUCCUUUCAUUGCCUUUGUUCGGCUGCAGCAAGCCGUUAUGCUCGGUGCUCUAACAGAAGUCCCUGUACCUACCCGGUUUCUCUUCAUUUUGCUGGGUCCCAAAGGCAAAGCUAAAUCGUACCAUGAGAUUGGCCGCGCCAUUGCCACAUUGAUGUCUGAUGAGGUGUUCCACGACAUUGCCUACAAAGCCAAAGACAGACAGGAUCUGAUUGCUGGAAUCGAUGAGUUCUUGGAUGAAGUCAUUGUGCUUCCGCCUGGAGAGUGGGACCCUGCCAUCAGGAUAGAACCCCCCAAAUCCCUCCCUUCGUCUGACAAAAGGAAAAACAUGUAUUCAGGUACUGAGAAUGUGCAGAUGAAUGGAGACACUCCUCAUGAAGGGGGCAACGGAGGUGGCGGACAUGGGGACUGUGAGGAAUUGAAACGCACUGGCAGAUUUUGUGGGGGUUUAAUCAAAGACAUCAAGAGGAAAGCCCCUUUCUUUCCCAGCGACAUCUACGACGCGUUCAACAUCCAAGCCCUGUCCGCCAUUCUCUUCAUUUAUCUGGCUACUGUAACCAACGCCAUCACUUUUGGAGGCUUGCUGGGAGAUGCAACUGACAACAUGCAGGGCGUGUUGGAAAGCUUUCUUGGUACAGCAGUGACGGGGGCUCUAUUUUGCUUUUUCGCUGGACAGCCCCUCACUAUCCUAAGCAGCACAGGACCUGUCUUGGUCUUUGAACGGCUUUUAUUUAACUUUAGCAAAGACAAUGGCUUUGAUUAUCUGGAGUUCCGCCUCUGGAUUGGCUUGUGGUCGGCCUUCUUGUGUCUUAUUCUGGUCGCUACUGAUGCCAGCUUCCUGGUCCAGUACUUCACCCGGUUCACGGAAGAAGGGUUCUCUUCCCUGAUCAGCUUCAUCUUCAUCUAUGAUGCGUUCAAGAAGAUGAUCAAGUUAGCAGACUAUUACCCCAUCAAUUCCAAUUUUAAAGUGGACUAUAUAACACUUUAUUCCUGUACCUGCAUGCCACCGGAUCCAGUUAAUGGCUCUUUAUUCAAUGAUUCAGCCACACCAUCAGCUGAUUGGCCCCCCUCUGCUGAGAUGCACAACGGCACGAUGAACUGGUCAUCCCUGGGCAAGAAGGAGUGCUUGAAAUAUGGAGGUCUACUCAUGGGCAACAAUUGCAAAUAUAUCCCUGACAUCACCCUCAUGUCUUGUAUCCUCUUUUUGGGCACCUACACCUGCUCCAUGGCCUUGAAGAAAUUCAAGACCAGUCGUUAUUUCCCAACCACUGCAAGGAAGUACAUAAGUGACUUUGCCAUCAUCCUCUCCAUUCUGAUUUUCUGUGGAAUUGAUGCUCUGGUAGGUGUGGAUACACCGAAACUCCUUGUGCCAAGUGAAUUCAAGCCAACAAGCCCACACAGAGGCUGGUUCGUCCCACCUUUCGGAGGGAACCCCUGGUGGGUGUACAUGGCAGCUGCCAUCCCUGCGCUGCUGGUGACAAUCCUCAUCUUCAUGGACCAGCAGAUCACAGCUGUUAUUGUCAACCGGAAAGAGCACAAACUCAAGAAAGGUGCUGGCUACCAUUUGGAUCUUUUCUUGGUGGCCGUGCUGAUGAUCAUAUGCUCCUUCAUGGGCCUGCCCUGGUACGUUGCUGCUACUGUGAUCUCCAUUGCGCACAUUGACAGCUUAAAGAUGGAGACGGAGACAUCAGCACCUGGCGAGCAACCCAAGUUCCUGGGAGUCAGGGAGCAGAGAGUGACUGGAGUGAUUGUGUUCAUCCUGACAGGCAUCUCAGUCUUCAUGGCUCCUAUCUUGAAGUUUAUUCCCAUGCCUGUGCUGUACGGAGUGUUUCUAUAUAUGGGCGUCGCUUCUCUUAAUGGAGUACAGUUCAUGGACCGCUUGAAGUUGCUCCUGAUGCCUCUCAAGCACCAGCCUGAUUUUAUCUACCUGCGACACGUCCCCCUCCGCCGGGUCCACCUCUUCACUUUCCUCCAGGUGGUGUGCCUGGCGCUCCUUUGGAUCUUGAAGUCUACAGUGGCUGCUAUCAUAUUCCCAGUCAUGAUCCUGGCACUCGUAGCGGUCCGAAAGGCCAUGGACUACCUCUUCUCCCAGCAUGACCUCAGUUUCCUUGAUGACGUCAUUCCAGAAAAGGACAAGAAGAAGAAGGAGGACGAGAAGAAAAAGAAGAAAAAGAAAGGCAGUCUGGAUAGUGACAAUGAUGACUCCGACUGCCCCUACUCAGAAAAAGUCCCAAGUAUUAAAAUUCCAAUGGACAUCAUGGAACAAGAACCUUUCCUAAGUGAUAGCAAACCUUCCGACAGAGAAAAAUCACCAACAUUCCUUGAACGCCAUACAUCAUGCUGAUAAAAUUCCUUACCUCCACGGCCACACAAUGCCAAGCCCUCCACAAACUCCAAUGAAAGUCGUGCCUCAAAUUAGGAUAGAGCUCGAUCCUGAAGACAGCGGUUAUUUCUGGAGGAGCAAGGGAA